AUGGCGCGACAUAUCAAAAAGAAAUACCAAAGUGAUCCAGAGUUUGCCAAUAGAAAUAAAGAUACGUUGAACUCAUCAGCUGACGAAUGUUACAUCAGCUUAGCCAUCGUAGAGAAUAAAGAACAACGCGCGAAAGAGAGGAAACUCAAAAUGACAAAGGAUAUUGAGGAGCUACGUGGCACGUACCAAGAGAUCUAUGGCGCGAAGACAGUGAUUGAAGUGAACGACAUUUUCAAAAACUGCAAGAAUUCACGAAAAACAGCAAUCUUACUUGGACGAGCCGGAGUUGGAAAAUCAACAUUUUGCAAACAUGUAAUCCAACAAUGGGCUAAAGGACAGCUUUGGUCAGAAUAUGCAGUUGUUAUUCUAAUUCAGUUACGAAAAUUAACUAAAGAAAGGUAUCCAGAUUCCAACAGAUACAGUGUUCUUGAUAUUGUAGAAGACGAAUAUCGACUUGAUGUCAAACCUACGGAUGAAGUUAAGCUAAAAUUCAAAGACCAGUGCGAGCAAGGUCAAAUACUUUGGAUACUAGACGGUUAUGAUGAAUUUCAGGAAAACAGGCCAGUAUCAUUGGAAGGACCAUUCAAUGAUAUAAUCAAUCAACAUCAUCAUAUAUUAACAUCGCGGCCCUACACGAUUGAUUUAAAAUAUGAGAUGGCCAUCGAAAUAAUAGGAUUCUCCGAUGAUAAUAUCGUCGAGUUCGUGAAACAGUACUUCAAAGCAAAUGUAACUACACAAACGGGUAUCCAAUCAAAUUCUGACUCACUUAUUAACUAUUUGAAAUCGAAUCCCACUAUUUGGGGUAUCGCACAUAUUCCAAUGAAUCUCUAUCUCAUUUGUACUACUUGGAACGAUGGUGUGUUGGAAAACAAAACAUUGACCGUGACUGAUCUUUACAGUGAGAUGAUCAAUGAACUCUGUCGAAAAUACGUGCAACGAAAGCAUAAGUGUAAACCACCAAUAAGUGAAAGAAAAAUUCAUGAAGAAUGUUCUGCACAUCUACAAUUCUUAGAAAACGUGGCUUUUCAUGCAUUAGAAGACAAUAAAAGUAUUUUGGUGCCAAAGCUGCUAACACGAAUAAUUGAAGAAACGAAAUGUUCCGAAACUAUACAUGAAGAGUCUUUGAAGAUUGGCGUUCUCAAAUCUUACGAUGAUAAAUUUGAUGGCAAACGAGCAGAGACAGAAAAACUACAAUACUUCAUUCAUCUUAGCGUUCAAGAAUUCUUUGCGGCACGGUAUCUCGUUCGUGCUCUUGCAUGUGAGAUCGAAACUGCACGUCGUUUUAUUCAACGAAACAAAUACAACCAACGUUUUACUUUAGUGUUCAUUUUUGCAUUCGGUCUUCUUCGCCAUCAAAAUAAACCUGAUCUUAUCGAAAAAUACUGGAAUAACAUAGAACAUAAUGCAAAAGAUAUAGUUGGAUUGCGACACGUUAAACUGUUGAUUGAAGGUUUCGAUGAAAUGAACGGUACAGCAUACUCAAAAAUACGCACUGGUUGUCUGAACUCCAUUGCUACUUGGAUAAACCGAGCAGCGAAACUUAAUUAUGAUGUUGUAAUGCGUCAUCUCUGCGAUUCUCUAAUGCGUACGAUAACGCUGUCUAAUGAAAACCGAAUCGUAGAAACAAUACGACAGCUCCUAAAAUCCACAUAUUUUACUGACAGCUCAGACAUCAAGCGUAGGGCAUGCAUGGCUCUAAGAGCGAUCAGUCCGAAGCAACAAUACAAUCAGGUGGUCGAUGUCUGGUUAGAGGCACUAAAUGAUGAUGACACUACAGUGGUAAUGAGGGCAUGCGAAAGUCUCGGAGCAAUUGGUAAGACAGGAGACAAUAAUAAGGUAACCGAUGCCUUAUUAAAAAAACUUAAGAAUAAAGAUCAGAGUGUAAGAUUGAGGGCAUGCGUAAGUCUUGGAAUCAUUAGUAAUACAGGAGAUAACAAUAAAGUAAUUGAUGCCUUAUUAAAAGAACUACAGAAAGAAAAGCCGAAAAUAACGAAUAUGGCACGGCGAGCUGUUAGAUCGACCCGUAAUAGGAAAUACACCCUUAAAGUAACCGAUGCCUUAUCAGAAGAACCUGAGGAUGAUGACGUUGACGUGAGAGCAAUUGGAUACCGAGCUUUUAGAGCAAUUGGCAAAUCAGGAUAUAACAAUAAGAUAAUUGAUGCCUUGUUAGAAACACUUCGUGAUAGUUGGGAGCUUUUGAGAGAGAUCGCAUGCGAAUUUCUUCUAGCGAUUGGUAAGACAGAACAUAAUGAAAAGUUAAUUGAUGCUUUAUUGGAAGCACUUAAGGCCAAUGAUGAUGAGGAUGUGAAAGUGAGUGCAUGCGCAGCACUUAAAGUGAUUGCUACGGCAGAAGAUAACCAUAACGUAAUCGAUGCCUUAUUAAAGACAAUUACGGAUGGUGACUAUAGGAUCAAAGGAUGUGCAUGCAGAGCUCUCGGAGUGAUUGGUAAGACAGAAGCUAAUAGUAGGAUAAUCAAUGGUUUAUUAGAAGCACUUAAUGAUAGAGACUCUUGGGUGAGAAUGAGUGCAUGCGACGCUCUUGGAGCGAUUGGUAAGACCGAAGACAAUAGUAAGAUAAUCGAUGCUUUAUUAGAAACACUUAAGGAUGGUAGCAGCCAAGUUCGAGAGAGAGCAUGCAAAGCUCUUGGAGCAAUGGUAAAGAUAGAAGAUGGCCAUACUGUAAUCGACGCUUUAUUAGAAGCGCUUGAGGAUAUUACUGAAGAUGUGAAAGAGAGUGCAUGUGAAGUAAUUAGAGUAAUAGUUAGUACAGAAAAUAGGGAUAAGAUAUUCGUUCCCUUAUUAAAGGUAGUUAAGAAAAAUCUCAAUAAACCAAAAAGGAGUGCAUACAAAAUUAUCGAAGAGAUGGGUAACAGUGAAUAUAACAAUAAGGUAAUCGAUGCUUUAGUGGAAGCAGUUAAGAAUGGUGAAAGUACAGUGAGAAGGAGUGCUUGCGAACUUCUUGGAGAGAUUGAUAUGAUAAGAUAUAGCAGUAAGGUAAUCGAUGCCUUAUUACAAGCACUUAAGGAUGAAGACGUUUGGGUGAGAACCAAUGCGUGUCGAGCUCUUGAAGCGGCUGGUAGGAUAGAGGAUAAUAAUAAGGUAAUCGAUGCUUUACUAGAAGCACUGCAUGAUGAUUAUAAAGAUGUGAGAGUGAGCGCUUGCAAAAUUCUGGGAGAGAUUGGUAAGACAGCAGCUCAUAAUAGAGUGAUCAAUGCCUUAUUCGAAGCACUUAAUGAUACGUACGAUGGUGUUAGAGAGUGUGCAUGCGACGCUCUUGGAGGGAUCGGUAAGAUAGUAGAUAACUAUCAAAUAAUUGAUGUCUUGCUUGAAAUACUUAUAGUUGGUAAUUGGGACAUGAGUAAGAUAGCGUGUGAUGCUCUUGGAGUCAUUGGCAAGACAAGGGAUAACAAUCAGAUAAUCGACGGUUUGUUGAAAGCACUCACGUAUGAGAGUCACGAUGUGAGACAGAUAGCGUGCGACACCCUUAAAGCAAUCGGGAAGGCUGGAGACAAUAAUUGCGUAGUCUCUGCCUUGUGUAAAACACUUAAGGAUCAACGGUACAAUGUGCGUGAGGCAGCGUGUUAUGCUCUUGGAGCGAUUGGUAAGGCAGGGAACAAUAAUAAAGUAAUAUAUACCUUGUUGCGAGCAUUUAGUAAGAAAGCUGUAGGUGAAAAUGCGAUUCAAGCUCUUAAGCCAUGUCUGCACGAUGUUUUGAGUCUAGAAAUGCUUAAUGAUAAGUAUAUUAAAAUACUAGAAUCGUGGGUAGUAAAUGAGAAAUCUGAUUUAAAAGAAAUACCAGCAGGUCUUUGUGCAAGAUCAUAUUUUGUAUCGAGAAACGAGGUUUGGCUUCCGCUCACAUUCCUAACUGCCCUUUUACAAAGUGUUGCUGUGACGAUAGGUGAUAAUAAUGCAUUUGUGUAUGGUGCGACGGAGUCAAUUGUAAUAGAAAAUAUUUCUGAUGAAUAUUUAGAGAAAUUAAAGAUUGCUUUUGAAAAACAAGAAGAAAAACUGUAA
Messenger RNA from Rotaria socialis, 4014 nucleotides. Lineage: Eukaryota; Metazoa; Rotifera; Eurotatoria; Philodinida; Philodinidae. The record is from the annotation of a GenBank genome assembly.